Messenger RNA from Ziziphus jujuba (common jujube), 4554 nucleotides. RefSeq names its product rust resistance kinase Lr10-like. Gene Ontology annotation, biological process: protein phosphorylation. NCBI's taxonomy places the organism in Eukaryota, Viridiplantae, Streptophyta, Magnoliopsida, Rosales, Rhamnaceae. The record is from RefSeq and is a predicted model, not a curated record. The transcript is spliced from 4 exons. The coding region runs from base 2290 to 4044 and encodes 584 amino acids. Gene Ontology annotation, molecular function: ATP binding; protein kinase activity; polysaccharide binding.
AGCUAUCUACCUACAGAUAUGAUUGUCAAUGUAUUUCUAACAUAUUUUUCUUUCUCUUUUUAACAUUCAUUGAUUAGACUGUUCUGUUUUUUUUAUGUUAUUAGUUGACUGCAAUUUAUCCCUAGAAAAUAAGUAGGCUUGGAGUGUACGUUAGUUUCAAUCUAGUCUAAAGUUGUUAUUUUAGUAGCUGCACAAAAUAGUUGUUGACUUGUUGUGGGCCCGAAGCAACUUAAGGACUUAAAUGACAUAGAUGAGUACAAAAGCUUCACACCUUUCAUUGGAGAGAUUUCUUUUCUUGAAGAAUUUCUAUUUUUUUCUCCUUUGAAUGCAUUGGUUUUUAAUUUAAUAUGGAAAAUAAAAAUAAGUGUAGCGCACAUCAUGCUAGAGAAACAGAGAAAGAUGAGGAACCACUUCAUUCUUCACCGCCAAUAUGUGAACUAUGUGUAUGAUAACUUUUGACAAGUCAUAUUGGCCUUUGAAUGAAUAUAUUCAGGGUGAAUAAGCAUUGAGAAGUUAUGAUCAUGAUUUAUACACCGUUAGAUCAAUUCAUUUACUGGUCAAAAUGCUAUUUGUAAAAAAUAUUACUUGAAUAGCUUAGUACAUAGGACUCGGUCCUCAAUCUCACCAUGAGAUUCUUUAAAAAGUGCUAAAUAAACAAAGUUAAAAUCAAAAGUGGGACUGCAACUAAUAAGAGGAAAAGAAUUAGUGAACAAAAUAGCUUAGGGCUAAUUAAUUAUUAGAUAGUUCUGCUCUAAUAACAAUGAUUAUGAUUUUAAAUACUGUAUGUGUGAAAGUUUAAGGGAAAAAUUGGCAGAAGAGCACUAUGAUGUGCAAUUUCCUUUCUUAAUUUAUUUGAAUUUCUCUUUACUGUGGACAUUACACGGUUUUCAAAUUCAACAUCCCUUUGCAGUGACCGGGUGAUAAGGCUUUAUAAAUCUUCGUUGACCAUCUGUUGAACACCUUAUCGCAAAAACUAUGGAUAUAUCUAACUAGACUUCUAAAUAUUAUUAUUAGAAGAGAUCAUAUAAAUUUUUUUUUUUUAUUUUCCUAAUCUAGACUUCUAGAUAAACAUGGUUUAUUUAGAUUUUUGUUCCCUAAAGAAUUGUUUGUUUGAGGUACGUAUAUGACAAAGAAGAGAUUAUAUUUCUUGGCAAUUUACUUUUUGUUAGGCUUUGGUUUUCUAUGGGUUCAACGUUUCGUAAUCCUCAUGAACCAAGGCUUGAUUAUAUUUCUUGGCAAUUUAUUUUUGUUAGGCUUUGGUUUUGUACAGCUUCAACGUUUCAUAAUCCUCAUGAACCAAGACUUUCUGCUAAAGUACUUGCCACACCCUUAGAUUCCAAGAAUAAGGAAAUGUUUCCCACAGAUCAAAAUCCAUAUAUAUAUAUAUAUAUAUAUAUACACACUUUUAAGAUAUUAAUAAUAUUCAGUUUUUCUAUGUUUGACCAGAUCAGACUGAGUGUUUUCUAGUUUUGAAUUUCCAAUUAGAAAUGGGCUAGCAAGAUGUCCUUGCAUUGGAAAAAUCUUACAUAUAGAUAGUGACAAUUAACAAACUUUUUCCACUGUCGUUAACUAACAUGGUCACCCACCUUGUAUACUUCAUGUAUGUGGAUGACAUAUAUAUACGAAGAAGAUGACAUACAUAGACUAUAGGUCGUUUGUGACAAAUGCCAAAUACAAAUAUUAAAAGACCCUCUUCACGAUUAACAGGCCUAGGCCUAGGCCUCCUCUUUCUUGUUUUAAGCUGGAGCAUUGAUGAAAGGACUAUAUAGAAAGUUUGGGUUCUUCAAAAAUAGGCAUUUUGCUGCUUGAGAAAGAAAGAUCUGGUUGAGAAACAUAACUCUGCUAUGAUACCAUAAAUAAAUAGAGGGAAUAGAAAUGAUAUUUGAUAGAUAAAUGCUCUUGCAUAUCUACAGACUUAUCUCUUACAAAAGGAAUGGAUUCUAUAUUAUAUCCAUAUAGUGCUAACGGAUGAUGAUUCUCUCGUUCAAGAAGUUUUUAUUCAGAUUGUCAGGAAACACAUCCCACCAAUGUUGCCAUAGGAUUUUAGAAGUUCUUUUGUUGACUAAAAUAGUUUAUUUUUCUAGUUUUGAUUUUUCAAUUCUGAAUAGGGAAGAAGACCUGAUUCCUGUGGUCUUAACCUUGGAAAAAUCAUCCAUAUGGAUAGUGAUAGUCAACAAGCUUAAUUGCUUAUACGGUAGACUUCAUAUAUAUAUAUAUAUAUAUAUGAAUGAUAUUAGAAGAAAAAAGAGUAGGAAAGACCCCAAAUGAUAUCAUUCAUCCUCCUCCAAAAUGGAGAUUGCAAGACCCUCUUCAACACCACUCAUAGGCCUAGGCAGCUUCAUCUUUCUUGUUUUGAUGGUUUUUCAUCUUCAAACUAGCUAUGCAAAACAUCAUGAUCAUCAUCUUUGCCCUGCAUCUUCAUGUGGAAAUAUACCCAAUAUAAGCUACCCUUUUCGGCUCCAAACCGAUCCACCAAACUGCGGGAAGAAAGGCUAUGAACUAUCUUGCGAGAAUAACAACCGUACUACUAUCUUAUACUUGUAUUCGGGAAAAUACCAUGUCCAUGCAAUCAAUUACGAUAACUACACAAUCCGACUGGCGGACGUCAAUAUUGACAAGGCUAAUUGCUCCACGGUACCUCCUUACUCUUUGUUCAAGUAUAACUUCAGUUACAGAGAUCCAUAUUUAAUUAGGAUGAAUACAGACAGUGAAUCAUAUUCACUUUCAGAAGCUAUAACAUUCGUCAAGUGUGAACAUCCAGUUAAGUCUCCUCUUUGCAUACCCACUGAUCGAUGCAUUAAUAGGAGUGGUGCUGCUAGUACUACCUUAUCCAAAGAGGAAUACUACUCUUAUGUGAAGGUUGGUGGAACAAAUACAUCGGAGUUAGAGGAUUCUUGCCGUAUAGAGCUGAUGGUUAUGAUCACAUCACGACUGCAGAGAAUUUGGGAAAACAGCAGCGCCAACAUUUCCUACAAAGACAUACACAAUCAACUUGUAUACGGCUUUGAGCUUUCAUGGUUGCCAAGUUUUGUUAAUUUAGAUGACACUUUAGGUGACACUUGCUAUGUCAAUGGCGCCAACAACAUGGUCCAUUGCGGUGAUUUGAGGACUAGUACUCCGACCCUUUUUGAGAUUGGAUUGCUCGGCCCCCUCAUGAUCCUAUUGACCGUUUUCUUGAUCAUGGUUCCCUUAGCAAUUGCAUUUCAUACCUACAAACGGCGAAGGCGACAUUUAUCAAUGUAUAAUAUCAUCGAAGAAUUCUUACAAACUAACAACGAUCUUAUGCCUGUAAGGUAUUUGUACUCCGAUAUUAGAAAGAUGACUAAGGGUUUCAAGGACAAACUAGGCGAAGGAGGUUAUGGUUCUGUCUAUAAAGGAAAGCUUGGUAGUGGACGUUUUGUAGCAAUCAAGAUGUUAAAGACACCCAAGGCUAAUGGGCAAGAUUUCAUCAAUGAAGUUUCUACCAUUGGAAGGAUUCACCAUGUCAAUGUCGUGAAGCUUGUUGGUUUCUGUGCUGAGGGAUCAAAACGUGCUCUUGUAUAUGAUUUUAUGCCUAAUGGAUCUCUUGACAAAUAUAUUUUUUCUCAAGAAGGCAUUAACUUAUUAGAUUGCAAGACAAUGUGUGAAAUCUCUUGUGGAUUGGCUCGUGGUAUUGAAUAUCUUCAUAGAGGAUGCAACAUGCAAAUUCUGCAUUUUGAUAUUAAGCCUCAAAAUAUUCUUCUGGGUGAGAAUUUUAUUCCAAAGGUUUCUGAUUUUGGGCUUGCAAGAUUAUCCCCAUUAGGUAAUAGCAUUGUCUCUCUUACUGCAGCACGAGGAACCAUGGGAUACAUAGCUCCGGAGUUGUUUUACAAAAAUAUUGGAGCAGUUUCUAACAAAGCAGAUGUUUAUAGUUUCGGAAUGCUAUUGAUGGAAAUGGCUAGUAGAAGAAAGAAUUUAAAUGCAGGUGCAGAUCAUACAAGUCAAAUAUACUUUCCUUCAUGGAUCUAUGAUCAAUUCAAGGAAGGAAAUGACUUUGAUAUGGACGAUGCAACAGAGGAUGAAUAAAAAAUAAGAAGGAAGAUGAUUAUGGUUGCAUUAUGGUGUAUACAGAUGAAUCCAAAUGAUCGACCAACAAUGAACAGAGUCAAAGAGAUGCUAGAAGGAGAUGUUCAAAGCUUGCAAAUGCCUCCAAAGCCUUUUGUAUGUCCGCAAGAAAAGCCAGUAAAGCCUCUAAAUGAUGAAGGGGUGAAGUCAGAUUCAGGAUACCCAGCUGCAUCAUGUCAUGAAGACUCCAAAGAGAUUAGUCAAAUUAUAGAAUCAAGUUAAAGAGAUAAAGUCUAAGAAUGGUAGGUUUGUUGUUUUCACAUUUACCAAGAUAAAUAUAUGCUUUUAUCCCCUCGUUUUAGAAACAAAUUCUCAUUUACGAUGCCACAAGACUAUGUAUUAAAUUAGUUUUUUCCUUUCUAGAAGCAGAAUAAUUUAUAUGUUGAGGGAUGAUUUCGAUUGGUCUACUGAAAAUAGACCACAAAUAUAAGACAAUAAGAAUGAUCAUAAAAAUUGCACUUAUUGUUUACA